This is a messenger RNA of Aureobasidium vineae, 552 nucleotides long. The record is from the annotation of a GenBank genome assembly. Lineage: Eukaryota; Fungi; Ascomycota; Dothideomycetes; Dothideales; Saccotheciaceae.
AUGGCACGCGGACAGAACUCUACCCAGCAGGCCGACCAGAACGGCGACAAUGCCGGCAAGGACAAGUCGGGCAACCCCAUGCGCGAGCUCCGCAUCUCCAAGCUCGUCCUGAACAUCUCGGUCGGUGAGUCUGGUGACAGACUUACUCGUGCCGCCAAGGUUCUCGAGCAGCUGUCUGGUCAGACCNCCGUCUACUCCAAGGCCCGCUACACUGUCCGUACCUUCGGUAUCCGCCGUAACGAGAAGAUCGCCGUCCACGUCACCGUCCGUGGCCCCAAGGCCGAGGAGAUCAUCGAGCGUGGUCUCAAGGUCAAGGAGUACGAGCUCCGCAAGCGCAACUUCUCCGAGACCGGCAACUUCGGCUUCGGUAUCAACGAGCACAUCGAUCUCGGUAUCAAGUACGACCCCGGUAUUGGUAUCUACGGGNAGCGCCCCGGUGAGCGUGUCGCUCGUCGCCGCCGCUGCAAGACCAAGGUUGGUGCCUCUCACCGCAUCAACCAGGCCGAGACCGUCAAGUGGUUCAAGAACAGAUUCGAGGGCAUUGUCCGAUAA